AUGUCAACUGUUGAACUUAUACCAUUAGAUAAAGGUAAUCGACUUAUUCUCGAUGAUACAACGGUAACAACUAUUGGUCGUACACCAAAUAUUGGUUGUACGGAUAAGAAAAUUUCUCGUAAUCAUGCUGAACUAAACAUUAAAUCUGAUGGAACUCUAUGGAUAAAACCUAUUCAUCAUAAUCCAACAUUUUAUAGAACUAAAACAAAUCAAUUGACAACAUUAACAAAAGAUCAAGAAUUUCAAUUGAACGAUAAUGAUGAAAUUGGUUUAUUACCAAAUGAAUAUUUUUAUCGUAUUUCAAUUAAACAAAAAGAUGAACAAGAAACACUUAUAGAUUCAUCCACAGUAACUAAAUCGCCUAUACAUCAAGAAGAAGAAAAACACAUAGAACCAUCAGCAGUAUCAAAAUCACCAAUUCAACAAGAGGAGAAUUCUUCAUCAUGUCAAGAUAAAUCUUCGACAAGUGUUACUAAGGUACAACCGGAAGGUGGUAUUAUAUUACAUACAACACGUGCAUUACCAGCGUGGAUGUCUACUAGUUCAGUAUCUGAAACGAAAAGUCCUAAAGGACGAGGUAAAGGAAAACAAACUACAACACCAGUCAAAGCUAGUCCAUCACCAUCUAAAUAUCGAACAUAUAUCGGACGAAAAAAAUCUGAAGGAGUUGUGUAUGAUGAUGAUGAUGAUGACGAAGAAUCAAAUGAAGAAUCUGCUAAAAAAGUGACUCCACCAACAGUAGAUCAAGUAUCAUCGAAAGUUACUAAUCCAGUUAAACGCGAGCGAUGUCCAUAUGGAAAAUUUUGUUAUAGAAAAAAUCCAACUCAUCUUCAAGAAAAUAUACAUCCUGGCGAUCCAGAUUGGAAUAAUAAAGAAAAUGAUAGCAGUGAUAAAAAGCCUGAAUGUCCAUAUGGAACUGAUUGCUAUAGAAAAAAUCCUGAUCAUCUUAAGGAAUAUAGUCAUACUCAAAAACGAUCAACAAUCACUACAGCUAAACCACGAACAUCAAAACGUAAACGAAGUGACGAUGAAGAUGAUGAUGAUGGAUUACCGAAUGAAUAUGAUUAUAAUGAUAGUUUUCUUGAUGAUGAAGAUAUUGAUGAUAGUGCACGUAGUGAUCGUACGGGAGUUUCUGAACCAGAUCCUGAUCGUGAUUGGAAACCACGUAAGAAAGUUGGACCGGCAGGCGCUGAUGAUGACGACGAAGAUAUUUCAACGGAUGAAAGCGAAAUAGAUUUAUUGAAAAACGAAGCAGCUGAAUUUGUUCAAGGUUCGUCUGUCAACCAACAACGUCCUGCGAAAAAGAAAGCACGCAUGUCUAUGUCGGAUGAAGAUGAUUAG
Molecule: messenger RNA, 1341 nt
Organism: Rotaria socialis
Lineage: Eukaryota; Metazoa; Rotifera; Eurotatoria; Philodinida; Philodinidae
Source: the annotation of a GenBank genome assembly